AUGACAGUACGUAACAGCUUUGUUCGGUAUGAUGAAAUGUCGAUAGUGUAUUCAAUGUUUUAUAUCUUAUACAGUAUUUAAAGUAUUUUAACCUCCUGUGGCAGUGAUAUUUUAGUGAGACUAUCGUCUCUUUAACACACGAGUAACGCUAGACGGUGAAUACUGAAGGUGAAACUUCAAGCGUUGUUGUUUUGACAGGCUCUCACGGUUGCCAACUUGGGAAUGUUCAAAUGUCAGCUGACCAGGAAGCAAAAGAAGAUGAACUGCUUGCUCUAGCGAGCAUAUAUGAUGAAGAGGAGUUUCACAGGGCAGAAUCAGGAAAGGAAGGCGAGAUUCAUCUGUGCUUAGAGCUUCCACCUAACUUCAAGCUGCUAGUCAAGGGACAGAAAUCUGCAGAGCAUAGUAUAUCAUUUCUGCCUCCCUUGGUUCUGAGUUUUGACCUCCCUGACGACUACCCUUCAGCAUCUGCCCCAGUUUUUACUAUCAGCUCCAAAUGGCUCACAAGAGUUCAGAUCACUGCGCUUUGCAGGAAACUUGAUGAGCUUUGGGAGGAGAACCAAGGCAAUGUGGUUCUUUUUACGUGGAUCCAGUUCCUAAAAGAAGAGACUCUGGAGUUUCUGACAAUCCAAUCUCCGCUGGAAAUCCAAAGGAGUCAGCCUCAGUGCGAACCCGCGCAGAAACACGCAGCAGAUGCUUCCGGAGAAAAAAGCAAAGCGCAUGAUCUAGACCCUAGAGCCGUUCAGGAAGUUGACGCUCAGACAGAUAUACUGACUCAGCUGCUGGAUUUUGACGAAGCCCAGAAGCAAAAGGUGUUUGACGGGAAGGUGUUUUGCUGCGGCAUCUGUUACUCCGAGAAGCUGGGAUGCGACUGUUUGCUCUUCAAAGAGUGUGAGCAUGUUUACUGCAAGGCCUGCAUUAAAGAAUACUUUCAGAUCCAGAUUAAAGAUGGCAAAGUUCAGUGCCUUAACUGCCCUGAGCCAAAGUGUGUGUCCACGGCUACUCCUACACAGGUAAAGCUUCUUGUGGGUGAAGAUGAAUUUGCCCGCUAUGAUCGUCUUCUCCUGCAGUCGAGUCUGGACCUGAUGGCGGAUGUUGUGUACUGUCCUCGCAUGAGCUGCUGCAUGGCUGUGAUGGUCGAGCCUGACUCCACUAUGGGCAUCUGUCCGUCUUGCCAAUAUGCCUUUUGUACUCUUUGUAGGCGAAGCUAUCAUGGCCUAUCUCACUGCAUAGCAACUGCUGAUGAGCUUCGCAGUUUGCGGGAUGAGUAUCUUUCUGCUAGCGAAGAGGGGAAAAAGUUCCUUGAAAAGCGUUUUGGGAAGCGGGUCAUUCAGAGGGCAGUGGAGGAGUCUUUUAGCACAGACUGGUUGAAGACUAACUGUAAACAGUGCCCUUGCUGUGGCACCAAUAUACAGAAGGCGCAUGGCUGUAACAAGAUGACCUGUUCCUCCUGUCAGAAGUAUUUCUGCUGGAUCUGUCUGGGAGCUCUCAGCAGAGUGAACCCCUAUAGCCACUUCAACAACCCUGACUCGCCAUGCUAUAACCAAUUGUUUCAUGGAAUGGAAAUGGAAGACGACGAGGCCUUUGGAAGUGACGAAGAUGACUGAUCCACCGUAAAUGAAAAGCUUAUAGGAUAUUAUUUUAUUUAGGACACAAACCUAACUAGACUAUGACUAGGAUACUUUGGGUGUCACACAAGCACCUCCCACUUUCACCUACAAUUCAAAUUCUAAUGCAGAACGUUUCUGCUGUGCAUACAUGCAUCCCUUUAAAUAGGUUUACUGACAAAAAUACAUCAGGCCGCUGUUUGUGAAAAUGACAGCAUACAGCUUAUGAAUCUGGUCGCUUUGCUGCAGUUUUGACCAUCAUGAGAUUUCUUCUCAUUUUGGGAAGCCGUUUAUAAUAGUGUACAUUUCAUGAUAUCAUUUUAGACAAAUCCUGGAUGUUUAAAAAAAAUCCUAAAUGGACUUGACACUAAAGAAUAAGCCAAAGACGGCAUGCACACCGCAGGAAUUUGUUAACAUCGCAGUUCAUCAGACCAUCUUUGUUUUAAAUAAAGCGAGUUGAAGGAACAGGAUGUCAGAAAUUAUUCGACUUGCAAUCCGGAUGGUCAUGUGGCUCAACCCCAAGGCAGUUAUUAUCUGCACAAAUAAUGUAGGAUCUGUAUCACUUAAUAAAAUACUGAACUCUG
This is a messenger RNA of Danio aesculapii, 2188 nucleotides long. It is a transcript of the gene rnf14, whose product is annotated as ring finger protein 14. The transcript is spliced from 8 exons. Gene Ontology annotation, molecular function: ubiquitin protein ligase activity; ubiquitin conjugating enzyme binding; zinc ion binding. The record is from RefSeq and is a predicted model, not a curated record. The coding region runs from base 231 to 1604 and encodes 457 amino acids. Gene Ontology annotation, cellular component: cytoplasm; ubiquitin ligase complex. NCBI's taxonomy places the organism in Eukaryota, Metazoa, Chordata, Actinopteri, Cypriniformes, Danionidae. Gene Ontology annotation, biological process: ubiquitin-dependent protein catabolic process; protein polyubiquitination; positive regulation of proteasomal ubiquitin-dependent protein catabolic process.